UCAUGGAUAACAGUGAGCUUGCAAGAAUAUCAGUAUUGUUGUUUGUAGUAGUUUUAUUUAUCAUCUAUAUUGUACUGGAUGCAUUUAAAGCAUACACUAGGAAAGCACAUUGGGUUCCUUCCCAUUUUCUUGUGCUGAGCGCUUUAAUAAUCCAACUGCUUAACUUACUGAGCGGCAAGAAUGCAUUGUCUGAGGAUGCAUGGGAUAGCGGUAAGUUAAAAAAGAGUGAAUUGUGGAUGAUCCACAGUGGGCGACUCAUGUUGUGUGUGGUCAUGGCAUACCUGCUACCAAGUAUGGCUGCGAGGGGAUCCCAAGAUUUUUGGGGGAAGAUAGCCGCUUUGGGGAUUACAAUCCUGGGGCAAAUGACCUCUGAACUAUUCACUGUCAAUUCCUACGUAAAAGGCUCCUUGUCCACUCUGUUGUCUAUGUGGGAGUAUCAAAAGGAUUCAAACGAGCUUCUCUUUAUUGGGUCGGCAGUCCUAUUAUCUUUCGCUUUCUUCAUUCUCAUCCUCCUUCUAGCCUGUGCCAAUAUAGCCAGCAGAGGUAUUCAGGUUAUUUUUACUCAAAAGAUUCCGUUGAUUCUUACAAAGGUCGAUGGUGAGGAAAGUAAGUGCCCUACUAUUGAAAAUGAAGUGCUCAAGGCUUGGAUCGUUGCUCGUGCUUACACUCCCGAAUAUAUUAUUGCAAGGUCGGCCUUGAGCGCAUCCGCUGGAGCCGUCGUGUCAGCUUUGAUUUGGAUUUCAAUAAUAGGAUGGCUUUACCAGAGUCCCACUCUCAAGACUGAUACAGCCUCUGAUAAGCUAAAAUUAUUGGUAACUAUUCUGCAAGUCUCUUUCAUCCUCAUUGGCUGGGUAAUAAUUGGAUGGAGAUGGGCUAUAGCUGCAGGGUAUUACACAAGGUGGCAUAAGGGCACCAAGCGCUCAGUUUGCAAAGUUGAAGAUUAUUGGACAAGGCACAUUAAAGACUUGAUUGAAGAUACACAACCAAAGAUUUUACAGGCAGAAAGGCUUGAUAAAACAGUGAAAGAGCUUAUUGCGCAGCCACCCACAAAAAUCCCGGUGCCAGAGAAACUCUUGAUGGUGGUGGAGCUGGUGCAAUGGAUAACAGUAUUAUUCAGUAAAAUAUGUUGGCUAGUCUCCUUGAUAAUUUUUCAUAAUAAAUUCACUGAUAAAUUGGUAUCUCUGAUACUAAGGAAGCAUGAUGAGAAUGAAUUUGAAAAGUUCUCAAAUUAUGAAGCAAUUUUGGAAGAUCUUGAUAUGCUGGGGGAGACUCCAAAAAGCCUCUGGAUAGCUAAUAAAAGUUCCAUUGCAAAAGCGAAAGAAAUUCUCACACAGGGCCGUCUUGAUGGGGAAACUAGUUGUAAAGUGUUGAUUGAUUUCCUUAAAAAAAGGAAGAGGACAGAUGGUAUAGAUCUGACUAAGUUUGAUCCUAAAAAUCCUCCAGAAUAUCAAUAUUUGUGGAGGGCUUCAGAUAAAUAUAAAGCGUUAGAGGUGGAGAAACAUUUUCAUGAGGCAUCUAAAAUAUCUUGGAAAAUGACAGCAGUGUGCUUGACUAGAAUCAUCAUCCAUCUCUAUCCAAUCUCUGAUUCAUCACAUUGCAAGGAUAUGCAAGAUUGUCUGAAUGUAUACACUCAAGCAUGGGAGAUACUUGAUUUUGUUGAUGCCCUGGAAGCUGAUGGAAUCAUGUGUGAAGCAGCUGAUACAUUCUUCCAUACACUGCAAAAAAAUGUGAAGAAAGGGGACCUUCCGCGCAAUCCUUCGCGUAUAGCUGAAGCAAUUGAUGAGAUUGCAAAGGAGUCUGAAGAGAAAGCAAGUAAUCCCAGUGGUUUGAACAUUGUGUCCGCUGUGAUUGAUUGUCUUGGACUUGGGGCUAAGACGGAGGAGAGCAAGGCGGAGAAACCAAAGACUGAGGGUGAGACGGAGAAACCAACGCCUGAGAAACCAAAGCCUGAUGAUCAGACGGAGAAGCCAAAGGAUGCAGAGUUCGUAGGAGCCUAUGAUUCCAUGGACUGGAAGAAGGUUGCAGCGGGAACUACUUUGUACAGGUUAUGCAAAAGUAUUGCUCCCAAACCUGAUGCCAAUCCCGAUACUCCCAACCCUGGUCCACGUGAAUUGUUGAGGGACUUACAAUGUGCAUUAGCAGAUAUUUUAUAUGGUUCCAUAAUAAAAGCCAGAUCUGAAUUAGUAUUAAAGUCCAGAAAAUGGGCGAAAGAGUCUGAUGAAAACAGGAUAGGGAGGGCACUUUACACAGCCGGGAAGGCAAAGACGCUGAUGAAAAUGGACAAACCUGAGAGAAGCAAGAGAGUGGAAGAAGCUGAGAAAAAGAAAGCCGAGGAAGAGAAAGCAGACAAAGAGAAAGCUGAGAAAGAGAAACGUGAGACCAAUCUUACCGGCGCUCAACAGUUGCAAUAUUUGGCAUCAGGCUCAGAGGAACAUGAGAUCGGUCCACCUGGUGAAUAUCGCCUGGACAUUGUCCCUUCAACAUUUUAAAGCUCUGACUUAACAUGUACUGGAUUUAAAUUUUCCUAUUUGUUUUCUGUAGUGGAUUUAGAACUUUGAAAUUUAUCAGGUUUUCUCUAUUUGUUUUUAGGACAAAAUAUGUAGUUCAAAGUAAAAGGUCGUGUGUUGUGUUGGAAUCGACCAUUUACGUGCGUUUAGGCAUAGCCGUAUCCUAUCGUAUACAUAAAAAGGUAUUGUUUGCUGAAUUAUUUUAAAAUUGUCGUAUGUUUGUUUCUA
This is a messenger RNA of Cryptomeria japonica (Japanese cedar), 2735 nucleotides long. RefSeq lists its product as uncharacterized. The record is from RefSeq and is a predicted model, not a curated record. Lineage: Eukaryota; Viridiplantae; Streptophyta; Pinopsida; Cupressales; Cupressaceae. The coding region runs from base 3 to 2489 and encodes 828 amino acids. The transcript is spliced from 2 exons.